AUGUCUGGGGGCUCAGAGAGUGAUAACUCUGUAACAGCUAAUGGGAGGGUUUACAUUCCUGAAGUAAGAAAUGAGGAAACACCAGCAGUUGGGAUGAAGUUCGACUCGCUUGACCUCGUUUAUAAUUUCUAUAAUAGAUAUGCAUUCUUGGCUGGCUUUUGUAUUCGACUUCAUUCCAGCUUUUGGGGGAAAAAUAAGAAAGAGAUUCUGAGAAAAGAAUUUGUAUGUUGCAAACAAGGUGCAUACCGGAAUGAUGAAACUCGGGAGAGAAAAAGACAGCGGGGAAUAAGUAGAUGCAAUUGCAAAGCUAAGAUUGUGGUUGUGAAGACACAUGGGAGCAAGAAGUAUACCAUCUCUCUUUUUGCAGAGGGACACAAUCAUAAGAUGACACCCUCAGGAAGAAUGCAUUUACUGAGAUCACACCGUCGUAUUUCAGAUUCUACAAAAGUACUCACAAAACAGUUGGGUUCGGUUAAUAUUCCCAUUAAUAAGAAGGUAAGUAUUUUCGAGGUGCAAUCCGAAGGAAUGGAUAAAAUCGGUUUUAUCAAAAAGGAUAUCUACAAUCUUGAAUGUAGUGUGAAUGGGAAGCUGAGGAACCACGAUGUUGAACUAGUGACCGAGUAUUUUAUGGUUGAACAGAAAAAAAAUGAGGCUUUUUAUUUCAAGAUUGAGGGAGAUGGCGAUAACAGGUUUAGUCGAUGUUUUUGGGCAGAUGCAACUUCUAGACGGGCGUACGGGUUUUAUGGAGAUGUUGUUGUAUUCGAUACCACAUUCAACACGAAUAGAUACGACUUGACAUUUGCACCAAUGUUGGGAGUUAAUAACCAUGGUCAAACAAUUGUCCUAGCAUGCGCAUUUUUGAGCAAGGAAACGACUGAGUCGUUUAUUUGGAUGUUUGAGGAGUUUAAGAAAGCCAUGCCAGGUGGCGAACCUAAAACGAUCAUUACAGAUCAAGAUGCGGCAAUGAGCAGAGCGAUUUCAAUAGCCUUCCCGACUACAUUUCAUCGACUUUGCAUAUGGCACAUCACAUCAAAGUUCUCUGUUAAGUUACCACAUUCUGCUUAUAAGGAGUAUUGGGGUGAAUUCCAGAAAGCCAUAUGGGAUACUGACAAUAAGGAUGAGUUUGAUGCAAAAUGGAAUAUUGUGGUUACAAAGGCUGGUUUGACUGACCAUCCAUGGCUAAGUUCAAUGUUUGAUUUAAGGGAAUCUUGGGUUCCAGCCUACGCACGACACUUUUUUGCCGCUGGAAUGUCAAGCAGCCAAAGAGCGGAAUGUUCUCAUGGUUUCUUCAAGCAAUACAUAUCAAGGAGAAAUUCGUUGAUGGAUUUCAUAAUAAGAUUUGAGAGGGCACUUUCUCAUCAACGUCAAAAAGAAUUAGUUGCUGAUCACGUAGAUGCAUUUGAAGUGGCUCAAUGUAUUCUACCGAUGCCAAUGAACAAACAAAUGGCUACCUUGUACACAAGGACAAUGUUUCAAAAGUUUGAGCAAGAACUAAUACAAAGUACAGCAUGUUUCCUAGAGCUGAAAACAGAGGAUGCUUCUAAAGUUGUCUUUAAUGUGAGCGAAAGGAAAAAUUGGGAAACAAGAGUGGCAGAAGUCGUAUAUGUCAAAGAUUCUGACCACGCAUCGUGUAGCUGCAAAAGAUUUGAAUUUGUUGGAAUUAUUGGCAAGCACAUCCUAGCAUUGUUCAGAAAGGACCAGAUUGAAUAUAUGCCCGAUAAAUACAUUUUGAAGAGGUGGAAGAAAACUGCGAAAUCUGGAUUGGUGUCAGAUGCAAAUGGCAACGAAAUUAAAGACUCUGCAGAUCCUGGUCUUUUAAUAAAGCGGAGUACAAUGUCCCGACUUGCUUCAGAUGUGGUUGAGGAUGCAUUAAUGUGUGAAGAAGGAUGUGAGCUACUGUUAGAGACUCUAAAAAGUUUGCGGGUGAAGUUGAAGUUGUUGAAGGAUGGACCAAGUAAUAACGAAGUUGGAGGGUCCAGCUCUCAAACACAAUAUAUGAAAGACCCUAAGAGAGUAAGGUGCAAUGGAGGGUCGAAACGAGUAACGGGAGCAAAGGAAAAGGCAAUGAAGCGAGGGAUUAGACACUGUCGGGAGUGUGGACACAUUGGUCAUGAUAGAAGACAAUGCCCAAGAAAUUUGAACACACCGACAUCACCGUCGAACAAUGACGAAUCAACUCCAAUAGAUCUUAGUGACCCAUUAUUGGACGAAUUUUACAGGAUGCACGGACCAACUCAAUUAUUUAGGCUAAUGCAGCAUUUCCAGCAGCCAGCUGUUGUUUCCAUUACAAGUAAUGAUUUCCAGCAGCACGCAUCAUUUGUAGCAGCACCCACUUUUUGCGAAUGUUAUGUUCUAGUGUUUUACUGGUGA
This is a messenger RNA of Prunus armeniaca (apricot), 2370 nucleotides long. The record is from the annotation of a GenBank genome assembly. NCBI's taxonomy places the organism in Eukaryota, Viridiplantae, Streptophyta, Magnoliopsida, Rosales, Rosaceae.